Penicillium waksmanii is the source of this 1122-nucleotide messenger RNA. RefSeq names its product 3-isopropylmalate dehydrogenase. The transcript has a single exon. The record is from RefSeq and is a predicted model, not a curated record. Gene Ontology annotation, biological process: L-leucine biosynthetic process. The coding region runs from base 1 to 1122 and encodes 373 amino acids. Gene Ontology annotation, cellular component: cytosol. Gene Ontology annotation, molecular function: magnesium ion binding; 3-isopropylmalate dehydrogenase activity; NAD binding. Lineage: Eukaryota; Fungi; Ascomycota; Eurotiomycetes; Eurotiales; Aspergillaceae.
AUGACCAAAUCUAAGCCCGAGUUCAGCAUUCUCGUCAUCGGGGGAGACGGGAUUGGCCCUGAGGUCACCGCAGAAGCUACAGCUGUUCUCGACGUGAUUUCUAAACACCCGAAAAGCCGCGCAGCAUUCAAACUUUUACCCCGUCUCUUUGGCGGCUGCUCGAUUGACAUGCAUGGUACGCCAGUGACAAAUGAAGUGCUGGAAACAGGCCGCAAAGCAGAUGCAAUCCUCAUGGGGGCAGUUGGAGGCCCAAAAUGGGACGGCAUGAGACGAGGAUUUGAAGGCCCCGAAGGCGCCACAUUGCGUCUACGUGAUGUUACGCAAGUCUAUGCAAACCUACGACCAUGUGAAUACUUUGCCGCAGGAAAUAGUCCCCUCCGCGACGAACUCAUCCGUGGAGCAAAGUUCAUCGUGCUACGUGAGAACUGUGGUGGACCUUUUUACGGACCCAAAGAGGAGACACCCGACUACGCCUCUGACUUGUGGUCAUAUAAGCGCUCAGAAAUUGAGCGCAUCGCUCGCAUGGCUGCUCAUCUAGCUUUGUCAAGUGCUAGUCCAAAGAAAACUGUCACCAGCUGCGACAAGGCCAAUGUUUUGGCUAGCUCCAGGCUUUGGAGAAAAGUUGUCCAAGAAACGAUUGAGAAGGAGUUUCCAGAAGUUGAGAUUGUACACCAGCUUGCCGAUAGUGCCACUACUCUGAUGAUGAUGCGACCAACCCUUUUCAACGGAGUCAUUCUUGCGGACAAUACGUUUGGAGAUAUUCUUUCCGAUCUCGCAGGUGUAAUUCCGGGGACAUUGGGUGUUCUUCCUUCUGCUUGUUUGGCUGACAUUCCUGCACAAAAUUGGGGAGAUGACCCAGUCAAGGGAUUCUACGAACCAGUGCACGGUUCAGCACCGGAUAUCGCAGGGAAAGGGAUCGCAAACCCCAUUGGCGCAAUUUUAAGUGUAGCAUUGAUGCUCCGGUACAGCUUCGGAAUGGAAGAAGAGGCUGCAGCAGUCGAGAAGGCUGUCAAUUCGACUUUGGAUGCAGGUUUUCGAACGAAAGAUAUGAGAGGAACGACCUCUACGAAGGAUAUGGGAAGCUUAGUUCGGGAAGCAUUGCAGCAACUAUUAGACCAGUAA